This is a messenger RNA of Salvia miltiorrhiza (redroot sage), 1317 nucleotides long. RefSeq lists its product as uncharacterized. The transcript is spliced from 2 exons. The record is from RefSeq and is a predicted model, not a curated record. The coding region runs from base 118 to 1236 and encodes 372 amino acids. NCBI's taxonomy places the organism in Eukaryota, Viridiplantae, Streptophyta, Magnoliopsida, Lamiales, Lamiaceae. Gene Ontology annotation, molecular function: protein binding.
UCACCGGAAAUAGAAAAGCUGAAAUGCUUCGUACGAAACCAGUCUUCCACAAGAAGCUGCCUCUGCGCCGCUGCCAGCGAUUCGGAUCCCCAUUCCGACAUUCUUAGUAGAGAAUCCAUGAUAUACGUUGGAAAGGAGAGGUCAACAAGCAUAGAGUCCCUCCCCAAAGAGCUAUUGUUUGAAAUUCUCCUACGUCUGCCCGCCGAUCAUCUCUACGAGAGUGCGAGGCUCGUGUGCCGGUGGUGGUGCCACAUUAUCCAUUCUCAUGCCUUCAUCAACGCGCAGAUACACGGUGCUACCUAUGGACUCCUUAUAUGCCCCCUAAAGUUUUAUACUCUGCCACUUCAUCCACUUUAUGUAACAGCCGACGCAGACGGUGGAAUCCACUCAUCUGAGCUAAAUCACUUCUCCAAAUGGGGAGUUCUUGCUACCUGCAACGGUUUGGUUCUGUAUGCCAAAGAUUACUGGCUCCUUCGCCUUGUGAAUCCUGCAACGAAGCAGUCAUUCCUCCUCCCAGCAUUACCUAGACACCUAUCCUAUGGCCGGUUCGAGUAUGAUUUUGCAUAUUCUGCAGCUUCCUCGGCGUAUAAAGUGAUUCAACAGUACACUACUUGCCAAUCGCCACCACGCCUACCAGCUGACACCAGUGGUCUUGACGUGCUCACUGUUGGAGUCGAUGAAUCCUGGAGGCACGUCGAGGUUCACCACCUCCCCGACCAUGUCAGGUCAUUUUUUUUCUUUAAGGCUCCCUUGACUAGUGAAGGGUUCUUGCAUUGGGGAGAGGGGAGAUACUGCGCAACGAUGGAUGUGGAGAAGGAGAUCAUUACACUGAGUGAAGCCCCUUAUCAGUACGAUGAAAGCGACUAUUAUUAUCUGUCGACUGGGAGGUGUCUGUCGCUCCUGGUUGCGUGUGGUGAUCUGUCGUGGGAGGUUUGGGAGAUGAAGGCAGAGACGGGCGAGUGGAGGAAGGCGCUGCCCAACGUCGACUUGGGAGCUGAGGAAUGGAGGAUUCAACAGUUGGCUCCUAAAGAUGGGGCAGUUCUUGAGCCCCUUGGUUGGGUUAAAUAUCCACAUGUUUUGGCCUUCUAUUUUGACACCUUUUGUUGGAUGCCAAUCCAGCAUUGCAUUUUGUACAAUCUUGAUACGCAUCAACUCGACUCCAUAGAGCUACCGGAAUCCUAUACUGGUGGUUAUCAAGCUUUUCCGCAUAAGAAUAAUCUGAUAUGGCUAAGUUAAAAGUGUAUUAUUGUUAUUAUUGUUUAUAUUUGGUUUAAGUUAAGAGAGUUUAGAAACAUUAUUAUUUAUAACAUUCUUCUU